CACCUCCUAAACACAUCCUGGACCCUCCACCGCCUCUCCCCCCUGCACCACGGCAAGGAAUUCCAAACCCUCCUUGACAACCCUACAGCCCUCAAUACUUAUGCAGCACGUCUACGAGAUCAGUUAACAGGGGAUGUUCUUUCUGGUUUACAAACCGGUCUUGGUGGCGGCGUCGCAGAAGACGAUACGGUAUCUAAAACAGGUGCGCUGAGAGCAUGUACUUGGGAAGCGAUACCGCAAUUCGACGAUACCUUUACAUCCUCAGCACAAGCACAAGGACAAGGACAAACGGGCAUCCUAAUCACCCUCUCAUACGAAACCACAACAUACAAAGCCGCCCUCCUCACCACCCCAGACACCCAACCCCAAAACCCCCGCAAAGGCGUAACCCCCCUCCCCCUCCUCCUAACCCGCCUCCCCACACCCCUCCGCCAAACUCUCCUCACUUUCCUCUCCACAGCCUUCGACACAUACCCCUCCCCGCUCCGUCUUCCCGCACCAUUCAUGUGCAACGCGCUAGACACCUACGUGAUCACGUUCCUGUCCAGCGGCGCGCACGACGCGGCUGAUAUCCUGGAGGAUGUUGUGCGGGAUGUACAGCUUACGUUGGCGUUUUCGGGGAGCGUGGCACCAAGUUUGAAGAGUUUGGGGGUGGGCGUGCCGAGGGGGAUGGUUGGGGGGUUUCUUCGUAGGAGUGGUGAUGGGGAAGGGUUUUUGGGGAGGGUUGAGGGGUAUUUGGAAGCGCAUUUGGCGAUGAAGUUGGAUUUGAGUACUACUGGGAAUGGGAAUGGUUUGGCGAAGCAGCAUGUGCGGGUGUCGAAGAUUGCGUGUGGAGGGUUUGUUAUUGGGAGUGAGGGGCGGAUGAAGUUGAGUGCUGAUUUGAGACGGCAAGAUGAUGACACUGGGGAUGGGGAUGGGGAUGGUGGUCAGAGUUCGCAAGUGCUGAGUGAGAAGGAGAAACUUGAGUUGAGGGCGAGUCAUGUGUUGCUUUUGGGGGUUUUGCGCAGGGCU
Messenger RNA from Aspergillus glaucus CBS 516.65, 1011 nucleotides. RefSeq lists its product as uncharacterized. The record is from RefSeq and is a predicted model, not a curated record. The annotation marks the transcript as partial. Lineage: Eukaryota; Fungi; Ascomycota; Eurotiomycetes; Eurotiales; Aspergillaceae. The transcript has a single exon.